AUGGAGGCCGAAGCCGAUGCGCCACCGUUGACUGACGGGGGGCAGUCAGCUCCGAUGGAGGGGACUGGGAGAGUUUUCAAACGGGUUAGAAUGAUGAAGCGAUCUUUCGCGGAAACGAUGACUGACCACCCAAAAUGGGGACCUGAUCUGCCACGAAGGGAGGACGAAACCAACUGGUUUGAUGAUGAAAUUAUUAUCGAGGAUGACAGAUCCGAUGAAGUGCUGGAAGGCGAAGAGGGAAUUCCGGUGAUCAACUUUCCCAAAGCUCUAAGGGAACAGUGGGCGAAACCAUGGAAGAAUGCUCUCAUCGUGAAAUACUUAGGCAAAUACAUCUCUCUCUCGUUGUUUCAACAACGCAUGCUGCGCUUAUGGAACCCCCAAGGUCACGUUGAAUUCAUCGAUCUUGGUUUAGGGUGGUUCAUCGUGCGGUUCCAACAACAACAAGACUGCAUCCAUGCACUCGUGGAUGGACCCUGGAAACUCUUUGACCAAUAUGUGGUGGCGCAAAGAUGGCGACCCAACUUCGAUCCUACAACGGCCAAGGUUGAGAGGAUGGCGGUUUGGGUUCGGUUACCGGGGCUUCCGGUGGAAUUCUUCAUCGAGGAUGCUACCAAAGCCAUCCUCCGGAAUAUUGGCACGCCUUUAAAACUGGACACCACAACUGAGGGGGUGCAGAGAGGGCUUUUUGCAAGAGCAGCUGUCGAGAUCGACCUCAACAAACCGCUGAUGGCGCUGGUAAAGGUGGAAGGCAGAAUGCAGAAAGUCGAGUUUGAAGGGUUGCAUACGAUAUGUUUUGACUGUGGAGAGGUCGGGCAUCGUGCUGUUGACUGCCCAAUAAAUCGACCUACGCAAGUGGACGUCCCGUCGGAGACCUCGCCUGGCGAAGGUGCUUCUGAGGAGACUAUGAAUGUUGAGCAACCCACUCAGGCUAUCCCCGUCAAGAGGCAUGGCGACUGGAUGAUUGUUGGACGCAAAAACAAAGCCAAACCUCAAAACCAGCCUAAGCCGAAAAACAAAAGUCCGCCGGAGAAUAAGAAACAAGCGACGAAGGGGCCUACGCAAAAGAGACAUGAGACGAUCAACCCGGCUCCCAAAGAGGCCGGAAAGGACCGCUCUGAUUUGGAGGCCUUAACAGAGACCCCAAUCCAACUGGAAGAGGAAACAAGGAACAAGGGGAAGACCAAAGUUCGCAAUAGGAGGAAAGGUGUGAAAACCAGCCUCCAAGAAGGUGGCAAGUCCGCCGCACCCCAGGUUCGGGGCAAUAAUGGCAACACCGGGUCUAGCGCCAGCAAGGAACCGGUAUUUGUUUUUGGGAAUGGACCGCUUCUAGGUCCUGGCAAUAACGUUGCCUCCUCCUCAAGAGGAUUGGGGCUUCUGGUUAAUUCGGGUACGCGUAAGGAAGGCGUUAACAAUUCUUCCUUGGGUCCCACGAGUAAUCAAUGA
Ipomoea nil (Japanese morning glory) is the source of this 1443-nucleotide messenger RNA. RefSeq lists its product as uncharacterized. The record is from RefSeq and is a predicted model, not a curated record. Lineage: Eukaryota; Viridiplantae; Streptophyta; Magnoliopsida; Solanales; Convolvulaceae. Gene Ontology annotation, molecular function: nucleic acid binding; zinc ion binding. The transcript is spliced from 2 exons. The coding region runs from base 1 to 1443 and encodes 480 amino acids.